This is a messenger RNA of Neurospora tetraspora, 882 nucleotides long. RefSeq names its product RlpA-like double-psi beta-barrel-protein domain-containing protein-containing protein. NCBI's taxonomy places the organism in Eukaryota, Fungi, Ascomycota, Sordariomycetes, Sordariales, Sordariaceae. The record is from RefSeq and is a predicted model, not a curated record. Gene Ontology annotation, biological process: carbohydrate metabolic process. Gene Ontology annotation, cellular component: extracellular region. Gene Ontology annotation, molecular function: cellulase activity; cellulose binding. Bases 1 to 882 code for a protein of 293 amino acids. The transcript has 2 exons.
AUGCGCUCCUCCACUAUUCUGCAAACCGGCCUGGUGGCCGCUCUUCCUUUCGCCGUCCAGGCCGCCUCCGGAUCCGGCAAGUCCACCAGAUACUGGGACUGCUGCAAACCAUCUUGCUCCUGGUCCGGCAAGGCUUCCGUCAACCGACCCGUCCUCGCUUGCGACGCAAACAACAACCCUCUGAGCGACGCCAACGUUAAGUCGGGAUGUGAUGGCGGUUCUGCAUACACAUGCGCCAACAACUCUCCCUGGGCAGUGAACGACCAGCUGGCCUACGGCUUUGCGGCCACGAAACUCAGCGGAGGAACCGAGUCAUCUUGGUGCUGCGCCUGUUACGCACUCACCUUCACUUCGGGCCCUGUUGCUGGCAAGACCUUGGUCGUCCAGUCUACUAGUACCGGUGGUGAUCUCGGCUCCAACCACUUCGAUCUCAACAUGCCCGGCGGCGGCGUCGGCCUGUUUGACGGAUGCACACGGCAGUUCGGCGGUCUCCCCGGUGCCCAGUACGGCGGCAUCAGCUCCCGCAGCCAGUGCGACUCCUUCCCGGCUGCUCUCAAGCCCGGCUGCCAGUGGCGCUUCGACUGGUUCCAGAAUGCCGACAACCCGGAGUUCACCUUCAAGCAGGUCCAGUGCCCGUCCGAGCUCACCUCCCGCACCGGCUGCAAGCGAAACGACGACGGAAACUUCCCCGUCUUCACUCCUCCCUCGGGUGGGGGCAGCAACCCGUCAACUCCGACAUCUCCCCCUUCUUCGGGCGGUGGUUCCGGAUGUACCGCGGAUAAGUACGCUCAGUGUGGCGGUUCGGGGUGGUCUGGAUGCACCAAUUGCCCGUCGGGAUCGACCUGCAAGGCCAUUAACGAUUACUAUCACCAGUGUGUCUGA